AUAACAAACUAGCAUUUUGUGUCAUUACAAAAACCCUAACCAGUAAGCCCUUGAUCUCUCAAAACCCCUAAAUUCUCUUCUUUUACCGGAGUUUCAAAAGAAGAGGUUCAAUGGUAGAAACCAAAGAUUCGGAAAAACCCACAUUGCCUUCGAAGCGUAAACCCGAUUUAAGUUGCGAAGAGAACGAAAGCCACCAUAGUAAAACGCAAAAGCUCCAAACACUGAACAAUAAUUCAGAAAUUUCCGAAGGAAAAAUCCUAGAACGAGAUAAGGAAUGCCUUAAUCUAGAUGCCCAAGCGAACGGCAACGAUGACGAGGAUGAAGAAGAGGAGGAUGACGACGACGAUGACGUGGAGGGUAAUGGAGAGGCUGUUGUUGAUAGAAAGGGAAAGGGGAUUUUAAUAGAAGAGGAAGAUGAUGAAAGCGACGAUGAGGAUGGUGAUUCCAGUGAUGGCGGAUCGGACGGUGACAGUGAAUUGUCUGACGAUCCGUUGGCGGAGGUUGACUUGGAGAAUAUACUUCCGUCCAGAACCAGGCGGAAAGUAAUUCAACCAGGGGAAUAUAUUGCUAACGAUCUUGGUGAUGAGGACGAUGACAGUGAUAGUGAGGAUGAGGACGCGUGAGUUGCUAUUAUUGAUGUUGUCAUGCUCUUCAUCUAACUCCAUAGGAUCAUUGUUCGCUCUUUAUAUACAUUGAGGCAGCAAUAGAUUUGCAUGUGUGGAGUAACGCUGUUUAUUAACAAAGCCAUAUAUGCACUCAGAGAUGAAUGCUACUGUUCUUAGUAGUGCCUUUGACAAGUGAAAUACUAUCAAGCAUUGUGUUAUAACUCUGUCGUAUUGGACAAGUUUACCUUCGAAUGAACACAGCUUUCUGGGAAGAUCUUAUUCUGCUGUGGAGUUGUAGUUUCCUGGUGUGAAUAGUCUGUAUUUUCAAUUUCUUUUUACAGGCUUGUGAUGGAUGAAUAUGGACACCAACUACACUUUCUGGCAAUGUAAGGCAUUUCAUCAUGCCCAGACUCUUAUGAACUCGAUUUUCAUUGCCAGAUUUUCUGAAUUAUGUUGAGAGUGUUCCAACAUUAAAAAUAAAUCUUUUGGGUUCAAUA
Mangifera indica (mango) is the source of this 1102-nucleotide messenger RNA. RefSeq names its product histone H2A.Z-specific chaperone CHZ1-like. NCBI's taxonomy places the organism in Eukaryota, Viridiplantae, Streptophyta, Magnoliopsida, Sapindales, Anacardiaceae. The coding region runs from base 111 to 623 and encodes 170 amino acids. The transcript is spliced from 2 exons. The record is from RefSeq and is a predicted model, not a curated record.